Molecule: messenger RNA, 2280 nt
Organism: Brenthis ino (lesser marbled fritillary)
Lineage: Eukaryota; Metazoa; Arthropoda; Insecta; Lepidoptera; Nymphalidae
Source: the annotation of a GenBank genome assembly
AUGACACCGGAAGUUAGGCGAAAUGUCGGCCAGAUGAUUAGGGCAACCUUUCUGUCAGCGUUAGUUUAUAGUGCCACAGCCGGACUAUUAACGGGCAACAAAGAUUCUUAUGUAAACUCUGCGCUAAGUGCACCAUCAGCAUCAUACGGUCCUCCUUCAUCAUCAUAUGGACCACCUGGUCCAUCUUUGUCAGGACCUGGGCCUAUAGAUCUAAGUGGCCCUUCUGCAAGUGAUGGUAAUUUUGGGGGUGGUCUUAUUAAUAGCGGAUCAUCUUUCAGUGGAAGUUCAGGGUCAGAUUUCGGAGAUGCAAAUUUUGCUGGCGGAGAUAUAGGUGGGGCAUCUCUUGGUAGUGUAGGCCUUGGUGAUGCAGGUCUUGGUGGUGCUGGACUCGGUGGCACUGGAUUCGGAGAUGCGGGACUAGGUGGUACCGGAAUAAGUAGCGAUGGAUUUGGCGGCGCUGGAAUCAGUGAUGCUGGGCUCGGUGGACCUGGAUUCGGUGGCCCUGGACUGGGUGGUGCUGGAAUCAGUGGUGGCAUUGUGGGCGGACCUUCGUUCGGUCCUAAUGGUGCAUCACUUACAUUAACUGGACCCCCUAGAGUAAUUGGAACAACAGUCUCUGUUGGUCGGCCCAUUGCUCAAAAUUCGAGAUACGAGCUUCAAUCUGUAGUCCAGAAUGUGGUUCGCCGUAUACCUAUCGAAGUAACACGCCAUGUUCAAGUUGCUGUGCCUCAAGCAGUACCAGUGCCUGUUCGCCAAGAAGUCAAAGUACCAGUACCACAACCUUAUCCCGUUCACGUAGACGUUGUGAAGCAGGUGCCAUACCCCGUAUACAAAACCAAGCACGUUGAAGUAGAAAGACCUGUUCCAGUGGAAGUUGUGAAGCACGUGCCUUUCGAGGUUAUUAAGAAGGUACAUGUCCCUGUAGAUAGGCCCGUAGAAGUGAUUAAAAAAGUUCAUGUACCAGUAGAGAAGACCGUCGAGGUUCCCGUCGCAGUAUGGAAGCCUUACCCUAUUCAUAUCAUCAAACACAUAUUAUUGGUCGCUUUACUAGUUGCACUGGUAGAAAUUCAAGCAAAAGAAUUGAAGGAGGGGCCGGAAGCAGUUUCGGAAUCGUCGAACUCUUCCUCAUCAACACCAGCACAAAAGACACAAAAACGAUAUGUAACAAAAGAAAUUAUUUUAUAUCUUACGCCUAGCCAAAUAGAGGCUUUAAAAUCCGGCAAGGGCUUAGUGAGCCCUAAGUCUGUACCACAAUUGACUGAACAACAACAUCCCAAGAAACAGUUGACGUUUGAAGAACACGAAGAUCUUAUUCGUCAACAGUUUGAAAAUAUAAAGGUAGCCAGAAUAGCUUCAAAUGAAAAACGGAAACCUGAAAAUGUGUUGUCAGAAAGUCCUAUUUAUGAAAAAAGUCAAGAAGAAGAACAAGUUUUUAACAGGAACCAUCAGAAAAAUUUAGAUUAUGUUAAUAUUUGGAGUCAAAACCAACCAAAGAUAAGAGAGCAACAAAAUUUCCAAUACGUAUAUCCUAAAUUCAAGGAUACUAAGGUAAGAGAAGAAUUAAAUAAUCAAGAAAAAACGGAAAGACCAAUCAUUUCAUGGUUGCCAUAUAGCUCUGUUUCGGAUAAGAAAGCAUUAGAAGAACAGUGGAAGCCAGUGUUAGACCAAAACAGAAUUCAAUUAAAGGCGUUGGCAUCUUUAUCUCCAAAAGAGAAUUCUGAAAUUCAAUUCUCCCAAAUUCAGACAGAAAAACCUUUAUUACAGUUGCAAUAUGCUCCAAGAUACAAUGAUCAAAAACACGCUAUUGAAAUCGAAAAAAUUAUUAGGCAACGUCAUCGUUCAGAAUUAGAAAAACAAAGUGCACUCGCACAAGCAGAAGCAAUAGCAAAUUCACCACCAAUAUUGGUUCAUCAUGAGGUUAAAAUUACUAAGCAUAACCCAGUCCCUGUUGUGAAGCAAAUUAAGGUAGAAGUACCAACGCCUGUAUUAGUUCCUAUUCCUGAACCUUAUGAAGUUAAAGUUCCGCACCCUUACCCUGUACCUUUUGAGAUCAUCAAGCACAUUCCCGUGCCUGUUAUACAAAGAGAAAAGACAGAUGUUGAAAAACCUUUUGAAGUAGAAAGACUUCUACCAUUACAAAUUACCAAGGAAGUCCUUGUUAAUGCAAAUAGGCCAUAUUUUUUUCAUAAAAUACCUGUGGAACUGAACAAAGAUGUGUCUCUGGAGAUACCAGGACGCAAAGCAGACAAAGUAUCGAUUCUCCAAUAUGGUUGGAAUCAA